This is a messenger RNA of Chrysochloris asiatica (Cape golden mole), 1110 nucleotides long. It is a transcript of the gene PSMC6, whose product is annotated as proteasome (prosome, macropain) 26S subunit, ATPase, 6. Gene Ontology annotation, biological process: positive regulation of RNA polymerase II transcription preinitiation complex assembly. Gene Ontology annotation, cellular component: proteasome regulatory particle, base subcomplex; cytosolic proteasome complex. The record is from RefSeq and is a predicted model, not a curated record. The transcript has 14 exons. The coding region runs from base 1 to 1110 and encodes 369 amino acids. Lineage: Eukaryota; Metazoa; Chordata; Mammalia; Afrosoricida; Chrysochloridae. Gene Ontology annotation, molecular function: ATP hydrolysis activity; proteasome-activating activity; ATP binding.
AUGGCCAUUCCCAGCAUCCCCUAUGAGCGACGGCUUCUCAUCAUGGCGGACCCUAGAGAUAAGGCACUUCAGGACUACCGCAAGAAGCUGCUGGAGCACAAGGAGAUCGACGGCCGUCUCAAGGAGUUAAGGGAGCAAUUAAAAGAACUUACCAAGCAGUAUGAAAAGUCUGAAAAUGAUUUGAAGGCCCUACAAAGUGUUGGACAGAUUGUGGGUGAAGUGCUUAAGCAAUUAACUGAAGAAAAAUUCAUUGUUAAAGCUACAAAUGGACCAAGAUAUGUUGUGGGUUGUCGUCGACAGCUUGACAAAAGUAAGCUGAAGCCAGGAACAAGAGUUGCUUUGGAUAUGACUACACUAACUAUCAUGAGAUACUUGCCUAGAGAAGUGGAUCCAUUGGUUUACAACAUGUCUCAUGAGGACCCUGGGAAUGUUUCUUAUUCUGAAAUUGGUGGAUUAUCAGAACAGAUCCGGGAAUUAAGAGAGGUAAUAGAACUACCUCUUACAAACCCAGAAUUAUUCCAACGUGUAGGAAUAAUACCUCCAAAAGGCUGUUUAUUAUAUGGACCACCAGGUACAGGGAAGACACUCUUGGCACGAGCUGUUGCUAGCCAGCUAGACUGCAAUUUCUUAAAGGUUGUGUCUAGUUCUAUUGUAGACAAGUACAUUGGUGAAAGUGCUCGUUUGAUCAGAGAAAUGUUUAAUUAUGCCAGGGACCAUCAGCCAUGCAUCAUUUUUAUGGAUGAAAUAGAUGCUAUUGGUGGUCGUCGUUUUUCUGAAGGUACUUCAGCUGAUAGAGAGAUUCAGAGGACCUUAAUGGAGUUACUGAAUCAAAUGGAUGGGUUUGAUACUCUGCAUAGAGUUAAAAUGAUCAUGGCUACAAACAGACCUGAUACACUGGAUCCUGCUUUGCUUCGACCAGGAAGAUUAGAUAGAAAAAUACAUAUUGAUUUACCAAAUGAGCAAGCAAGAUUAGAUAUAUUGAAAAUCCAUGCAGGUCCUAUUACAAAACAUGGUGAAAUAGAUUAUGAAGCAAUUGUAAAGCUUUCAGAUGGCUUUAAUGGAGCAGACCUGAGAAAUGUUUGCACUGAAGCAGUUUUUGUUAACAGUUAA